UUAAAGAAUUCUAUGUAAACAUACUCCUAUACAUUUAAUUAUGAUGUACAUGUAGGUCGUUGUUAAUGUAGAUCUAAGUAUUGUGUUACUCUAAUGAAAUAUGAUAUUGUUAUAAGCAUUUUCUGAAAAUCAGAUUUAAAUCAAAAUAAGAGCAACAUUUAAGGUUGACUACUGAAUGCAUGCAUGCAUAUUAUUAAACAAAAUACAGGAAUGCAUUGUUCUGAUUGUGGACUAAAUAUUUCAAGAUAUUAGUUAUAGGAAAAGAGCAGAAUGGGGUCAAUGGUGUUGAUUGCGAUAUUUAUGUCAGGAUUUCCCUACCUUGUACCUCUUGUUUAUGGAUAUGAUGUUACAGCACCAGGUUUAAACAGGCCAGAACCACCAAAGUUUGUAGAAAAUCCGACCUGGCCUGACAGGAGCUAUUAUGAUGAAGAUGGUCCAGCUAUUGUGCUUAACUGUAGAUUGACCAAUAUUAGUUACACUCUACUCUGGUACAAAAAUGGUCAGCCUUUAGAUGUUGUGAAAAACCAACUUUUGCUACAAGACCAAAAUCAGACGCUGGUUUUUGAGGACCCAAAACAGUUCCAGUCAGGGGUGUAUAAAUGUUUGGCCUAUAAUAUAGCAGGAAAUGUCAGUCAUUCAGGAGAUAUUCUUAUAACAGAAAGAAAACAGGAGACCAGACCAAGAAUUAUUCAGACAGAACCAGUCAAUACAGUAAAACAUGCAAAAAUUGGUGACACAGUCAACAUCAGCUGUACAUAUGAUGUAGGAGGGUCAAUUGAAGCAUUAAUGGAUUUGGAUGUGGAAUGGUUUAAAGGUCAACAGUCUGUAAAUGAUACAAGUCACACAACAUAUGGCCUCAACAACACAUUCACCAACAACAAAAUAUCUUCUCUCAAUAUUGACAAACUUCAGGAAUCCGACUAUGGGACAUAUAUGUGUUAUGGUGUGAACUCAAAGGGUAAUGACUCUAGACUGAUAUCAGUUGAACCACCAGAGCAUAAACUAAAACACCUAUCUCUCAGCCUGAUCAUUGGCUGUAGCACUGCAGGGGUCGUUGCUAUGGUAACCAUGGUUGUCAUAGUGAUAGCUGUAAGACAUAGAAGAUACAAGAUACAAAAGCAGUAUGAGGAACUGGAAUGGCCAGAUCCAGAUUUCAGCCAGUAUGAAGUGCCCGACAGGAAGAUAGAGUAUGAUGUGUUUGUAUCCUACAGCAGUGAAGACAUAACAUGGGUGAAAGAUGUGCUGUUUGAAAAACUGUGCCAACAAGGGUACAAUGUGUGUAUUGACUUUAAAGAUUUUACUCCAGGUGUGGCUGUAGCAGAAAAUAUAAUGGAUGCCAUAUAUAAAAGUCGAAAGACAAUAGUACUUAUGUCGGAAAACUUUCUGAAGUCUAUGUGGGGUCAAUUUGAAUUACAGCAAGCACAUAACAGAGCUAUUUUGCAGAGGACUGAUGUCUUGAUACUUAUCAAACAUGACAACAGCAAGGUUCCUGGGAAACUUUUGGGUAAAACUUUCCUUGAUUGGUCAGAUUUGAAAGUUCAGCCCCAUUUUUGGUCACGCCUCUUCGAGGCUAUUGGUGAACCAGGCAAAUAUACUGAAACGGGUGAUACUUUCCAAGAUACUGAUUCUAUUAAUAGAAAACUAUCUGAGGCUAUUCAGGAAACAGAAACGCCUGAGGACUUAAAAGAAGUCGAGAACAGGCAUAAAGAUGGUAAAACCGGAGAAGAGAUUAAUAAUAUUUCUGAAGGAGAUCAAAAUGAUUAUGCAAAGUUUGUGAACUUAGAUGAAAAUGAGAAUACUGACUUCACAGUGGAUAUAAAAGGAGAUGGAACAUAUGCAAAUAGAACAGAUAACAGGAUAGUUAAUAAUGGCGAUGUGAUAGGUCGUAGUGAUAAGAUGAUUGAUAUUCAGGGUGUAAAUUAUGAUGAAGUGUUUAUAGAUGAUAUGAAUAAACAGGAAGACUUCUACAAGGAUACAGAUAUUAUAAUAACAAUAUAGUGUGCUCUCUGUAAAAAUUUUAGAGUAGCCACUUGAACAUACUAUGUAGUAAGUGGGCAGCAGUGGUAUACUCCAGGGUUACAUUUUUAAAACAUGGUUAUUUAUUAUGGCAAUAAACAGCAUUAGAUUGUGUUAUUGCAAGUAAUUUUGCAAGCUGCUGGCAUUGAUAUAGGGAACUGAGUAUAGGCUUUAUGUGCAGCUAAAAAUCAUCAGUAUUGUAGAUUUUACAAUCAUGAUUACAGAUUGAUACAAAAGGGUCUUUCCAUGGUAACAUGUAAGCAAAAUUAAUAUAUAUUUUGAACCAUUUAACCUUUAUCAUGCUUAAAAUCUUAAGUAGACUUGUCCAUCUUUUGAAGUGGAACAGUCAACACUGCAGACCAUGGAUAAUGGCAAGGGUUGUGCUAUCUGAUCUUGGUCUACCCUGGUUGCUAGGAUAGAUACUGCAGGCAAAGGGUUUAUUAAAGAUAAGGAAAACAAAAACUAAAUAGAUGUUAUGAAACAGUUGGCAAUUUUGAUAUUCAAACCUGUGUAAGCUGUUAACACAAUUUGUCAUACAAGUUGUAUAAUUGAAGAUAUUUUCAGUUGUAUGGAAAUGUGGCUAUAUCUUAACUAAAUAUGGUAAUUUUCUUUGAUUCAAAUGUUGUAUAACAUACCUUUGACCUUUCAAAGUACCGUCAAAUAAAAGAUGUAAUAGAAAGAGCAUUGAAAUUUGAGGUUAUCUGAUUUGUGCAAGGGGGUUUUAGCUGUUGGGUAGAAAUCAGAUAGCCAAGAGUUUUGAUCAUGUUAUUUCUCUCUUGUAUCAUAGCCUUAAAGUGGCCUUUAGCUUUUAUUUUCUGUUUGGAAAACAAUACUGUAUUGUUUCAAACUAAGUAUUUCAGUAAUUUUAUUUUAUUAUGGAAAAUUGCAUCAAAACAGUGUCACAAGAGCUAUUUAUAAUGCAUAAGUGAUGUUAGUUUUAACAAUAUUUAAUUCCAGAAUUUACAAAACAUAAAUAUACAUUACAAACAGAAGACAUUGUAUAAUAAGAGACAUGAUAGACUGAAGAUAAUUAUAAGUUAAUGAUAUAGAAUGCUAAAGAAAUUAUUAACUAAGUUAAUUUAAUUCGGAAGAAGAUUUGAAAACAAGUCCAAGACUUAUGUAAAUUAAUAGAAACAGUCUUUGUAAUAGUUGUUCCAAGAAUUGACCAUAGGAUUAAAGAAGCAACAUAAUUUGACUGUAAAUGAAUUUUAUAAAAAUUAUUCAUUAGAUAUACAUAUUUUACACCCUGUAAGGUAAACUAAUCUACUAGUAUAUUUUCAUUUUUAUUAUCAUUAUCAAUAAUAUACUAUUGUAUAUCCUAUAUGAUGACUGAAUAACCUAUAUAAUAUAUUAAAUAACUAUGUUCUAAGUUGAUUUAACAAGGUAAGUUACUCUGUUAAAUAAAAAAUAAUAAAUGUUUUAUAGGUUGUGUCCCUUUGCUGUGUGUGUUUUAGAAAGACAUUGGACUACUGAAGUUUUCACUUCUUAUUAUUUCUUUUUGUGAUAUGGCAGUUAAUAUAUAUAAACAUUGUGUAUAUUGAUAUUAUACUAAAAGAUAUGCAGAGAAAUAAAAAUGUAAAAGAA
Messenger RNA from Ruditapes philippinarum (Manila clam), 3600 nucleotides. RefSeq names its product interleukin-1 receptor accessory protein-like 1-B. Gene Ontology annotation, cellular component: membrane. The record is from RefSeq and is a predicted model, not a curated record. The transcript is spliced from 11 exons. Gene Ontology annotation, biological process: toll-like receptor signaling pathway; immune response. The coding region runs from base 271 to 1998 and encodes 575 amino acids. Lineage: Eukaryota; Metazoa; Mollusca; Bivalvia; Venerida; Veneridae. Gene Ontology annotation, molecular function: transmembrane signaling receptor activity.